This is a messenger RNA of Mytilus trossulus (common blue mussel), 1158 nucleotides long. Its product is annotated as peptidyl-prolyl cis-trans isomerase FKBP7-like. Lineage: Eukaryota; Metazoa; Mollusca; Bivalvia; Mytilida; Mytilidae. The coding region runs from base 376 to 1158 and encodes 260 amino acids. The record is from RefSeq and is a predicted model, not a curated record. The transcript is spliced from 4 exons. Gene Ontology annotation, molecular function: peptidyl-prolyl cis-trans isomerase activity; calcium ion binding.
CAGAUUAUAUCUUUAAAAUGUUCUACCCUGGGCAAGUUGUAUUACAUGACUAAUCUAUAUAAUAAUUCAUUUACUAGAUUUUACCGGUAGUUGACUUGUGAUAGAAGUGUUUUACGUAUGAUUUUCGACUAAGAUCCGAUUUUCCAUAGAAUAAUUUUUAGAUUUUUCUUUAAAAACGUACACACUUAACAUGUUUUUUUUAAAUUUUAUAAAAAAAAAAAUAGAAUUUGUGUAUUACUGUUAAUAUUUCAUUUAUUAACUUUGAAAUUCAUUUAAAUCUAAGUAAGAGAAGAACAUUGCAGUACUUCACCCAUUUAGUACCCCUUUCUACAGAAUACAAGAAAUACACUCUAACGUGUAAAUCAAAACGAAAUCAUGGGAAAAGUUUGCAUUCAUAUUUUGAUAAUUUUGAUAUGUUUGGUAAAUGAACUAAGAUGCGAAUUUAACGCAACCAAAGUUGGAACAGACAUAGAACCAGCUGUUAUAAUUGAAACGGUAACCAGAGCGCCGUUUUGUGACAAAAAUCUUAUUUCUAAUGACACUGGAAUCUUCGAUAUCGACAUCUUUUACCAUACUGAGGAUAUGUUUGUAAAAAGUCAAGCAGGUAAAGAAAAGGAACCAAGGACUAUUAGUCUAGGUAAAAAUCAAAUACUCAAAGCAUUAGAGAACGCUAUGAUUGGGAUGUGCCCUGGAGAGUACCGGAAAAUAACUGUACCCGCUAAUCACGCCUACGGCAAUAAAGGGAUUCAGAUUCCCGAUGGUAGACAACUGAAACCUCCCGUAACAAUAAUUGUCCAUGCUACACUAAUACAGAUAUUCAGACAGACACAGAAAGAAAUAGAUUCUGCAUUUAAUGUUUGGGAUACUGAUAAUGAUGAUCGUCUUAGCAAACAAGAGCUUUUGAAUAUAUUUAAAGUAUUUAUACAGCUAGUAGGAAAAGACAAGAUGGGGAACCUAGACAAGAUGCUAGAUCAGUGGUUUAGUAUGCUCGAUGUUGAUCAUGAUGGUUUUAUAGCCAAAGACGAAUUUCUUAAAGCAGAACAUAAAGCAGCUGAUCCCAAAUCUGCUGAGAUGAUUCAAAGUUUUGUAAAGCGAUACAUAUCCAUGCAUAAAACCACGUCUUCUACAAGAGACAAGAAAUUAAAAGAUGAAUUAUAA